GCCAAUAUUUAUGGGAAGCAAUUACUAAACGAUUUUGCUUUUACUUUAAAAUCUGCAGAAAAUUUAAAUUGUGUUUGUGUUUUUUUAAUUUAAGUGAAAUAUGUCUAUUUUAUUAGCAGACAUUGAUGCAACUUGUGCUGCUUUGGGUUAUACUGAUAAAAAUCAGUACCAUGCAGAACCAGAUGCUAUUCUUGGGCUCAAACAUCUUAUAUGGAUUCUCAGACGUGAUUCGGAAACUCAUGAAUAUCGUCGCCACAUAGGACAUUCUAAAGUGCUACGAACUGAUUUAGUGUACAUGUUGUGUGAUUAUGUCCAAGAUGAUGAAUAUGCUGAUGUGCUAAUACGUUUGUUGGUAAUAUUAACAAAUCCAACAUUGCUAUUGUAUCGUGAUGGACCUCCAAAAGAUAAUCAUUCGCGAAAAAUAUUUAUGGAAUUAAUUGAUAUAUUGCAAACUUAUAAAAGUGCAUUUACCAACGAAAUAAUUUGGACCGCCUUAUUUAAGAAACUAAAAAAAGGAUUGCAAACUGAUUGGGCGUUGCGCAGCGAGGAGCAAAAUCUACUGAUUGAACGUGUUCUGGUGUUGUUACGCAAUGUGCUUCAAGUGCCUUCGAGCCCUGAUACGGAGUGUCGUGGAGACAACGAUGCUAGCAUACACGAUCAAAUAAUUUGGGCUUUGCAUCAAUCCGGAAUUUUAGAUUUAGUUUUGUUUGUGAUUUCCUCAUCCGACGAACAUCAAUUUCAUUUGCAUUGCCUAGAGAUUAUAUGUCUGCUUUUCCGUGAACAGUCAGCGGAGUCCCUGGCGGACGCAUUACUGCAACGCAGUGCAAGUGAGAAGCAACGCGACGAACAGGAAUUGUUGGCAGCACGGCGACGUGAGAAACAGCAUUGUGUGUCAAAACCUCCACCAGGAAGACACUCACGUUUUGGUGGCACAUAUGUAAUACGAAAUUUCAAAUCUGUUUCUGAUCAGGAUAUUAUCUGUCAUCAGCCACUAGAACGUGUUACGACCAUUGAUUUUGAUCGGGAAAAGGAGCAGCAAAAGCGGUCUUUUCGUCAUGUGAAAGAAGAGGCACAAAUAGUUCGGCGUAGUGCCUUCUCUGUGCGUUUGUGUCUGCGUGAGUACUGCAUUGAGGUUUUGCGGUCAGCUUACAACACCUUCGUCCGUCAGGUGAAACGUGUCGUGGAACGAAAUUCUGGUUCUACUAGUCACGACGACUCUUAUCUGCUAUGGGCGAUACGUUUUUUUAUGGAAUUUAAUCGCUUGAAUGGUCUUCAAUUGGAGCUCGUGAGUGAAUCUUUAAGUGUGCAAUGUUUCCAUUGGGUUCUAACGCGUAUGCAGCACGACAUGGACAUGAUUGUGAGUGAUAAGAAACAGGCGCGUGUCUGGGCCAAACGCUUACAAAUCGGGCUUCAGACAUUCCGGGAAUUGCUUCAUAGCAUGCUGGCGUUGCAGAAGCUACAGGAUGACAAUGCUCGUGCACUAUUCGAUAUGUUAUUGAAUAAUGUGUGCUAUGUGCUCGAGUAUCGGGAGACAAUAUUGCAUCUGUUAAUGAACUACAAUGAGGCGCACAGCACAAAGGUGUUUCUUCGUGAAGUUAUUGAGACGGCAAAUAUAUUUAUAAAGAUGAUGGAAAAGUUUUGUAAAGAUACGGUUGUAGUGCAGGACAAAAAGAAAGCUAAAAGACGUAUUCAAAAAAAGAAUAAUAAAAAAACUGUUGCGGAAAUGGAGGAUGAAUUGGAGAAUAAUUGGGCAAAAAUUAGUAUUUCAUUAGGUUUUAGUCUUAGUAAUGAACUUACUAUACCAGAAGAAGAGCAACCGAUUCCGUUUGAUGCAACAUCCGAAAAAAGCAUUGAUGACCAAAAGGAAGAUUGCAUGAUUAGAAUAAAUAAACUCCUACGUGAGGAAAAAUUAGAGCAUGCAAUUGCAUUGAUGCGAGCUGGAAGGGAAGUAUGGCCAGAAAAUGAUGUGUUUGGUUCGAUAUCUGCUGCGCCAGAAGACGAAUUAUUGCUACUUCGUGAGAUUUACAUGCACACCAUAACAACAGUUGAAGAUACUGAAAACGCUGAACAGAAUGAAUUUGUUGAUGAUGAAAAUGAUCUUGGUGAUGAGGAAAACGAUGAAUAUGAAGAUAAUGGAUUAGUUGAAAAAACUUUCAAAUUUGAAGAUUUUGCAAAAAGACUGUUAAAUCCGAAAAUAGUACGCGCUUGUACGGUGGUGCUCGCCGACUGGGCACGGAUACCAACUACAUCCUUGAAGGCAGCUGUUACCAUUCUGCACCGCAUCGCAUAUGGUUGCUCAUGUUCAGCUAUGUUGUUCCAAGCAAAACUUUUUCUUAUUUUUCAACAAGUCCUCAAUGCAGGUCGUGAUGCCCACCAGGAAGAGCUGCGUCGUCUUGCUAUCUUCGUUAUACGUAAAUUUGCUGAAGUCGCCCCCUCAAACCCAAAAAUCUAUGCGGAAUUAUUAUUUUAUAAAUCAAUUAAAGAGGCAAAUGAGUUGGAAUCUGGCUAUUGUAAUGAAUACGAAUCGGGCGCCAAAGGUGUUUGGUCGGAGGAACAAGAAACCGAGCUACGUUUUCUGUUUGAGGAGAAUCAACGCAAUCCUGAAACUGAUAAGGAUGUGAUUGAUUGGAUUUUGGAUAACAUAGUUGACAAGACACGCACACGACGUGCCAUACUAAAGAAACUAAAGGAUAUGGAUUUACAAUUUAAAGCUCCAACAAAACGCACGACAGCAAAUGCAGCAGCGAAAAAAAAUCUUUGGAGACCUGAAGAGGAUGAGGAAUUGAGAAGUUUGUAUGAUCAAUAUAGAACAGAAGAAGUAUGUUUACAGCGUAUUUUGGAAGAAUUUUCUGAUCGGAGAAACAAACAACAAAUUAUCAAAAGGAUGUUACAAUUACAUAUUAUAGCUGACAAGUCCGAAAUAUUACCACCAAAACCUAAAAAGUCAAAAUCGAGAAAACAGAAAAAUAACGAAAAUAGCGAUAGUGAAGAUGACGGAAUAGAAUCCAUAGCAUCUUUGGAUAACAAACAAACAACAAAAACAACACGCAAAGUCAAAAACAAGAAGCCCUCCAAACCAAAGCAACGUAAAGUCAUCCGCACUCCACUUGAUGUUGGAACAAUAAGAGCUCUUUUGGAACAAGUUGAUAGCGAGAAAUAUAUGGAAGCGGUAGAAUGGUUAAAAGAAUGUUUAAAUGAUGCUGCUGAUGAUACGGACGAACCAGCUGAAGAAGAUGAUGGCAUACCACUAGUCCCGUUACUUCCGAUAUGUAGAGAAGCGAUGGAAGAUAAAGAUUUCCAAAAAGUACUAAUUGCUUUGGGCAUACAACCACCGAUAUUAGGCAUUGAAAAUUAUUGGCGUAUACCAAUUUAUUUAAAUUCUGCUGAUUUAAAAGCAAGAACAAAAAUUCUAGCAGGAGAAGAAAUCGAAGUUGAAGCGGUUGAAGUUGAAGAAGAUGAUAAUGAAGAGGAGAGCGGCGAGGAAAGUGCAAGUGGAAAUGAUGAAAAUUAUAAUGAAGAAAGUGAGGACUAUUUUGAUACACUAAGAAACAAAAUGAACAGCAUAAUGUUUAAUAAAAGUGAUGAUGAAGAAAAAGAACCUAUGAAAAAGAAGCAUAAACAGAAAAGAACUUCAAAAUUGAAGAAUGUUGAGAUAUCUGAAGAUGAUUUGGAAACGGUGACUGAAAUAGAAAUGAAAUUAAAUAGAAAAAAGAAACAUGAUUAUAUAUCCAGUGAUGAGGAAAUUAGUGAACCUAUAAAAGUAAAAGCAAAGAAGCCCAAUUCAAAUAAAAACAAAAAGAUAGAAAAUAAAAAGAAAGGCUCAGACAAUAAAUUUGAUCAGUUAAAAACUGAACGUAAAAAUAAGUUAAAAUUAUCGGAUAUGGUUGCUGAAGAAAAGAACAAUGAUGAAGAAAUUGAUGAACUCGAUUUUAAUUCUGAAGAUUUCCGAAAGCGCUUAUUAGAAUUAGGUGAUUCUGAAGCUGAAUCACUGAACAGUGAUGAUGAUGUUAAAGAAAAUGGCAACGAGAAAGCUGUUAACACAAAUCGUUCACGAAGAGCUCAAAUCAUUGAUUCAGAUAGUGAUGAACAUGAAAUUGAAACGAGUCAACAAAGCACAGAUUACAAAUAUAAAAAGACGGCGAAUUUAAUUGCUGCUGAGGAAAACGACGAAAACGAAGAUAAUAGCAAUCAUAAUUUAAAAGAUACUUCAGUAGGAAUUAAUGAUAACGACAGUACACUCAAGAAUAACAAAAAACGUCAACGGUCAAGUGGAAGUAGAAGUGAUGCUGAGAAUAUUGAUAGUAAAAGUGCACAAGACACAGAUGACGAAAACGAGUCUGAUAACUUCAUUGCAAGAAGGAAGUCGGUGGAGACAAAAGCAACCGAAGAAGGACCUGCCAAACGCCGUCGGUUUGCUAUCAUUGACGAUGAUGACGAUGAGUAGGUUUUUGUUUAUUAAACUUAUUUUUUAUUGCAAUGCAACCAAUUUGACUUCGACAAAUUGGCUGAUGUGAAUUUGAUAGGUUAAGCAUACGAACGACUUCUUUUUUAUUCUUGUUGAUGUUAUAAAGUAAAAUAAGUAAUUUGUGUAAUUGACAUUAAAUUAUAAUAAA
Molecule: messenger RNA, 4613 nt
Organism: Teleopsis dalmanni
Lineage: Eukaryota; Metazoa; Arthropoda; Insecta; Diptera; Diopsidae
Gene: timeout
Product: protein timeless homolog
Exons: 18
Coding region: 101-4444 (1447 amino acids)
Biological process (GO): DNA repair; DNA replication checkpoint signaling; replication fork arrest
Cellular component (GO): replication fork protection complex
Molecular function (GO): DNA binding
Source: RefSeq, a predicted model, not a curated record